UGCAGAGCCCCCUCCCUCCUCUGCAGGGGUAGCUGGGCCAGGGGCUGGGGCAGGCAGGGAACCGGGGCAGGAGGAACAGCCGCCGCUGGGGCCAGUUCAUUCUCCUGGGAGACCCAUGGGCAUAAUCUGUUUAAAUGAUUUCUAAGAGACCUCGGACCCCCGGCAACAGCUACACCUCGGGGUGCUGCGGGAGCUCAGCGUUCCUCGGGGGACCCCCCUGGCAGCACGCCUAGUCACCCAGGAGCGAGGAGUUGCACCUUGUGUGUGUUGCAUACUUAGAAGGAGGCUUUACCCUACUCGAGGAGGCUUUAAACUAGUGUUAUCACACCUUCACCAUGAAUCGGUACUUGGACGAAUCCAACUUCAUGAUGGUGGAGGAGGGCUUCACCACCAGAGACCUCCUGGAGAACCUCCUCGUGGAGCUGUGCCAGGAGAGCGACCAGCAAGCCUUCUUCAUGGCAGACCUUGGAGACAUUGUGAAGAAGCACCUGUGUUUCCUGAAGGCCCUGCCCCGUGUCAAACCCUACUUCCCAGUUAAGUGCAACGGCAGUGAAGGAGUGAUCCGGCUGCUGGCUGAGCUGGGGGCUGGCUUUGCCUGUACCAACAAGGCAGAGAUCGCACGGGUUCAAAGCAUCGGAGUCCCAGCUGACAAGAUCUUCUACAGCAGCCCCUGCAAGCAGGUUGCCCACAUCAAAUACGCAGCCAGCCACGGUGUGCAGCUGAUGACCUUCGACAAUGAGGUGGAGCUGAGCAAGGUGGCCAGGAGCCACCCUCGUGCCAGGGAGGUGUCUGGCAGCAUUGCUGGAAUGGGGGGCUGGAGCAGGAGGUGGGGAGGUGGCUGUGGGGUGACAGAGGGCCCAAAAAUGCCCCAACACAGUGUGGCUUUGCUCUGCAGGAUGUUGUUGGGCGUUGCUGCUGACUCCAGCCCUUCUGCCCAUCCGAGCAUGAUGUUUGGGACCACACUCAAGUCCUGCCGGCACCUGCUAGAGACAGCGAAGGAGCAGGCUGUGGAGGUUGUUGGCAUCAGCUUUCACCUUGGGAGCCGCGGUCUGGAGCCCCAGACCUUCGCUCAGUCUGUGGCUGCGGCGCAGCUGGCCUUUGAGAUGGGCAAAGAGCUGGGCUACCGGAUGCACCUCCUGGACAUCGGAGGGGGAUUCCCUGGCACUGAGGACACCAGAGCCCGGUUCGAAGAGAUGGCUGCCGUGAUAAACUCUGCCUUGGACUUGUAUUUCCCAGACGGCUGCGGGGUGGAGAUCGUUGCGAGACCCGGGCGAUACUACGUCACCUCCGCCUUCACCUUCGCUGCCAGCGUCACUGCCAUGGAAGAGGUUCCCACUGAGCAGCCUGGCUCUGAUGAGGAAGAACCUGACAGCAAGAGGAGCCUCGUGUAUCACCUCAGCGACGGCAUCUACGGCACCUUCAGCUGCCUCUUGUUCGACAGCCCCUGCCCCAGACCUCAGCUGCACAAGACACCCUGCCCAGAGCCCCCCUCACUCAGCACCAGCCUCCGGGGACCCCCAGGACACCCCGAGGACCACAUUGCCGACGGCCUGGACCUGCCCCAGCUGCAGGUUGGGGACUGGCUGAUUUUUGAGAACAUGGGUGCCUACACCAUCGCAACCUCCGCCCCGCCAGGGGGGGGUCCCCAGCCACACGUCACCUAUGCCAUGUCCCGCCUGGCCUGGAAAACCGUCCAGCUCUUCCAGGGAAAGCCGCUGCCAACAGAAGACGACCGGGAGAGCGUCUGUGCCCCACUGUCCUGCGGCUGGGAGAUGGCGGAGGCGCUCUGUGUCCCCCCGGUCUUCGCUCCUGCUGGCAUCAUCUGAGCAGUGCCGGUACCGGGGGGGUCACCCCACUGCGCUCUCCCAGGGUGGGGCCCGCGGCGAGGACUGGGAAAUAUGUGCCAUAAAUCCCGUUCCUCCUGCCCGUGGGGUGUCCUGUGCCCACUGACGGGGGGUGGGUGGCGCCGAGCAGGUUUGGGUUCUGUUUUUUUUAAGAUUCAUGGUAAUAAAGGGGUGUCCGGCACCACUGGGGGGGCUCCGUGGGAGGAAGCCCCCAGCUCUUCCUCCCAGCCCGGUGCCGGAGCAUCCGUCUGCCAUCAGCAGCUGCGUAAUGAGGCUUUGCUCGUUAGGGAAAGUGGGGCCAUUCACCCAAAGCUUGGAUGCUGUUCAGGCAUCCGGAGGGACA
This is a messenger RNA of Chroicocephalus ridibundus (black-headed gull), 2187 nucleotides long. It is a transcript of the gene AZIN2, whose product is annotated as antizyme inhibitor 2. Gene Ontology annotation, cellular component: cytoplasm. The transcript is spliced from 10 exons. The record is from RefSeq and is a predicted model, not a curated record. Gene Ontology annotation, molecular function: catalytic activity. Lineage: Eukaryota; Metazoa; Chordata; Aves; Charadriiformes; Laridae. Bases 336 to 1826 code for a protein of 496 amino acids.